GUGCCUGUAUCCCCUCUUCCUCUCACGUGACCUUCAGCCGCAAAGCUGCUAUCCACGUGGACUGGGGCUGAGAUCAUACGUCCAUCCGCCAGGGCGCCCACGUCCAGACGAGACAUGGCAACCAACAGCAGCAAGGUGGCUGACGGACAGAUCUCCACUGAAGUCAGUGAGGCCCCCCUGGCCAACGACAAGCCCAAAACCCUAGUGGUCAAGGUGCAGAAGAAGGCAGGGGACCUUCCUGAUCGAGACACAUGGAAGGGUCGCUUCGACUUCCUCAUGUCCUGCGUGGGCUAUGCCAUUGGCCUGGGCAAUGUCUGGCGGUUCCCCUAUCUCUGUGGGAAGAAUGGUGGUGGGGCCUUCUUGAUCCCCUACUUCCUGACACUCAUCUUUGCGGGGGUCCCGCUCUUCCUGCUGGAGUGCUCCCUGGGCCAGUACACGUCCAUCGGGGGCUUGGGUGUGUGGAAACUGGCCCCCAUGUUCAAAGGUGUGGGCCUGGCUGCAGCGGUGCUGUCCUUCUGGCUGAACAUCUACUACAUUGUCAUCAUCUCCUGGGCCAUCUACUACCUAUACAACUCCUUCACCACGACAUUGCCAUGGAAACAGUGUGACAACCCCUGGAACACAGAACGCUGCUUCUCCAACUACAGCAUCGUCAACACCACCAACAUGACCAGUGCCGUGGUGGAGUUUUGGGAGCGCAACAUGCACCAAAUGACAGAUGGGCUGGACAAGCCGGGUCAGAUCCGCUGGCCACUGGCCAUCACCCUGGCCAUUGCAUGGAUCCUGGUGUACUUCUGCAUCUGGAAGGGCGUGGGCUGGACUGGGAAGGUGGUGUACUUCUCGGCCACCUAUCCCUACAUCAUGCUUAUCAUCCUAUUCUUCCGUGGAGUGACGCUGCCGGGGGCCAAGGAAGGCAUCCUCUUCUACAUUACGCCCAACUUCCGCAAGCUGUCAGACUCUGAGGUGUGGCUGGAUGCGGCUACCCAGAUCUUCUUCUCCUAUGGGCUGGGCCUGGGGUCCCUGAUCGCUCUCGGGAGCUACAACUCUUUCCACAACAACGUCUACAGGGAUUCCAUCAUUGUCUGCUGCAUCAACUCUUGCACCAGCAUGUUCGCAGGCUUCGUUAUCUUCUCCAUCGUGGGCUUCAUGGCACAUGUCACCAAGAGGUCCAUUGCUGAUGUGGCAGCCUCAGGCCCCGGGCUGGCAUUCCUGGCCUACCCAGAGGCCGUGACACAGCUGCCCAUCUCCCCACUCUGGGCCAUCCUCUUCUUCUCCAUGCUGCUGAUGCUAGGCAUUGACAGCCAGUUCUGCACUGUGGAAGGCUUCAUCACUGCUCUCGUGGAUGAGUACCCCCGGCUCCUGCGCAACCGCAGGGAGCUCUUCAUCGCCGCGGUCUGCAUUGUGUCCUACCUGAUCGGCCUCUCCAACAUCACCCAGGGAGGUAUUUACGUCUUCAAACUCUUUGACUACUACUCUGCCAGUGGCAUGAGCCUUCUGUUCCUCGUGUUCUUCGAGUGUGUCUCCAUUUCCUGGUUUUACGGUGUCAACCGAUUCUAUGACAACAUCCAAGAGAUGGUUGGCUCCAGGCCCUGCAUCUGGUGGAAGCUCUGCUGGUCCUGCUUCACCCCAAUCAUUGUGGCGGGUGUGUUCAUUUUCAGUGCCGUGCAGAUGACACCCCUCACCAUGGGCAGCUAUGUCUUCCCCAAGUGGGGCCAGGGUGUUGGCUGGCUCAUGGCUUUGUCCUCCAUGGUCCUCAUCCCUGGGUACAUGGCCUACAUGUUCCUGACACUGAAGGGCUCCCUGAAGCAGCGCAUCCAGGUCAUGACUCAGCCCAGUGAAGACAUCGUUCGCCCGGAGAACGGCCCAGAGCAGCCCCAGGCCAGUGGCUCAGCCAGCAAGGAGGCCUACAUCUAGGGCUGGGCUCUCACGACCCGAUGCUGUCACCCCUGCCUGGCUGAGCCCCAGUGACUGCCACUUGAUGACUGGACACCUUCCAUCUGAACCUACCUCAAGUGGCGCAUCUCAACACCAUCAGCUCACAGAGGGAUGUGGGGGGACAGUUGGACCGGGUGGGCCCUGCCAUGGACAGCAGCACCCAGUGGCUGCCAGAGCCUGGGGCCUGGUUACCUUUUUCAU
Molecule: messenger RNA, 2136 nt
Organism: Octodon degus (degu)
Lineage: Eukaryota; Metazoa; Chordata; Mammalia; Rodentia; Octodontidae
Gene: Slc6a1
Product: solute carrier family 6 member 1
Exons: 14
Coding region: 115-1914 (599 amino acids)
Biological process (GO): neurotransmitter transport; sodium ion transmembrane transport
Cellular component (GO): plasma membrane; cell surface; axon
Molecular function (GO): gamma-aminobutyric acid:sodium:chloride symporter activity
Source: RefSeq, a predicted model, not a curated record